UCUGUUUGUCUAUAUGCGUUUUGGUCAGCGACCGACAACUCAAGACUAUGACCUCAAUGCCACUAUCUCUCAUGACGAAAAGUGUGUUUGGAUGCUAAGUGAACAUGACAAAAGCGAAGGGCAAACAGUCUGCUCCUUGAAUCCAAAUGCGACGAUAAAGGUUCUGGCUGAGCGUCCUGGUAAAUACUUUCUUGGCUUAAAAAAUUUCAAUGCCACAGUGAACUUAUCUCACAAAAGGGAGAAAAGAUCUUGUCUUGGUGGAAGGCGAAGGAAGCGCUCCUGCGUCGAAGUGAAAGAUCCACCACCCACCCCACCCCAGAAUGAAAAUGUCCCUGUGAUGCCAGUUUAUGAUUCCACAACAGACCAGAACUACACUCUGAAGGUGACCUUGGGUAGUUGUGUUUACUGGUCAGAAAAAAUUGACAAGUGGAUAUCAUCUGGUUGUCGAGUUUUAUCAGAAUUAGAUGGAUUUUUAAACUGUAGCUGUAGCCACUUGACAUCAUUUGGGGGAAGUCUUUUAGUUGAACCGAAUCCCAUUGACUUCGACAAAGUUUUAGUCGAGUUCCAGCAGUUAUCAGAAACUGGAAACAUCGCAGUAAUUGUGGUUAUUGCGGUGAUUUUAUUGUGCUAUGUGACUGUGCUUGUUAUCGUGAGGAAAUUCGACGAGGAAGACGCGAAAAAUAGGGAAUUACCGAUCCAACUUUCAUCAUCUUCAAGCAGCACCUAUGAAUAUUUCAUAGUGAUUACUACAGGGGCUUGGAAAAACUCGGGCACGACUGCUCAUGUUGCUUUGGAGAUUUACGGUUCUGAUGGAAAGAGUGGCAUUCUCCACCUUAGCCAAGAAGAGCCUGAUGCAGUUAAUACGUUAUUCUCUCGAGGUAAUUCAGAUGAUUUUGUACUUUAUGUUGACAAAUCACUUGGUGCGAUUCAAGGGGUGCAGAUUGGACAUGAUAAUUUUGGAGAUAAUCCUUCGUGGUACCUCGAAGAAAUUCUGAUUCGGGACGUACAAUCCAAGCAGUCGUGGAAAUUCAUGGCCAAUCAGUGGUUUGCUCUUGAGCGCGGAGAUGGACGCAUCGAGCGAGUAAUCGACCAGAACUCAAAUCCUCCGGAUUUUGGCGAUGAAGUUGCAAGACGUUGGCGAAGAGGGCUCGCGGAGUGGCAUAUUUGGGUUUCAGUAGCAACCAAGCUAAGAAAAAGUCGCUUUACAAGAGUACAGCGGUUGUCUUGCUGCCUCUCUGUGCUUUUGACAUCCAUGUUUGCUAACGCGAUGUUCUAUAAGUUAGAAGGCAAAUAUGAACAUCCUAUCCAAGUCGGACCGCUGAAAAUGUCGUGGAGACAAGUGGUGACUGGAAUUAAAAGCGCGCUUGUUGUGACACCCAUAAACAUUGUCAUAGUUUCUCUGUUUCAAAAAGGCGCUGAAAAGUCUGCCACGAACAAUGACUAUUGUCUUAAAGGUACCCUGAUUUUUGGUGUUGCUUGGUGUUUGUUAUUUUUCUCUUGUAUUGUUUCGGCUGCGUUUUCAAUUUUCUACAGUCUCAUUUGGGAAAAGAGUGUCAGUGAGCAGUGGCUGUCUUCAAUGCUCAUCUCAUUCGCGCAGGAUGUGACAAUCAAGGAACCAGUCAAGGUAUUCUUCACAGCUUUAACAUUCGCGGCCAUUUUAAAGAUAAAGACUGGGUACUAUAAGAAACAUUUUUGGGCACUGAAAUUAUCAGAGGUGGAAGAGUCGAGGAGACGACAAGCUAAGAAACAGAACCUGGCACGUUAUUUAACAGAGUUGGGUUUAUACUUGGUCUUCGUUUUCUUGCUUAUGGCAGUGUGCUAUGGAAACAGAAAUGACUAUCGGUACUUGAUGACGAAAUCAAUCCGAGAUGGACUACCAAACUUUGACAAGGUGACAAACAAUACAAUGUACUGGAGCUGGUUACAGCGUGUUUUCAUCCCAGGAGUGUUUUCCAGCAGAUGGUACAACGGUCAAAGGGAUAAGCAAAAAAUUUAUAUUGGUAAUAAACACUCUCUUCUAGUCGGAAUGGCUCGAGUAAGGCAACUCAGAGUGAAAGCGACGCAAUGUAAAGUCCUAAACUAUAUGGAAACAUCGCAAUGUAAAGUCCUAAACUAUAUGGAGACAUCGUUCCAAGAAUGUUUCAAGGUAUACUCGACGAAGAACGAAGAGAAGACCGCCUACUACAAACCAGGCUGGAGGCCUAUCGACAAUACUACGAUUAAUCACGAGUUAUUACAACUUUGCCCGAAGCCAUGGCGAUAUCAACAUGCCCAAGAAACCGACACUACACCUAGGUGGGGACAGUUCUCCUUUUAUGAUGGAGGAGGAUUUGUAGCAGACCUCGGUUAUGAUAGCCAUACGGCAUUCAGCCUAUUAACAAAUUUACAAAACAACGGUUGGCUUGACAGGCAAACCAGAGUUGUCCUGGCAGAGUUUUCGACACUCAAUCCGUCGGUAAAUAUUUUAGGUGUUGCUACAUACUUCUAUGAAGUUGAUGCAUCUGGACUGAGAGCAGCCUCCAUGCAAACUCGUGUUCUUUCACUUGAUUCUACAGGCACACCCUCGCAUCAGUUUUAUUUGAUUUGCUUGUUUCUGUGCAUUCUAUUCAUUUUUCUGUAUUUUGGAAGAGAAACUUUCAAACUGUACAAUCUUCGUUCUCGAUAUUUCAAGUCAAUGUGGAAUUGGGUCGAGAUAUUCCAAAUUACUUUUUCUCUGAUUUCCGUGGUGAUGUACAUAAUGCGACGAAAUAGAGCAAUUUCAAGCAUAGGCAAACUGCAUAAAAACAUUUACGCAAAUCUAAGUUUCCAAGAAGCUAUCACUUGCCAAGAGGUAGAAAAAGCCGUACUUGGAAUUCUUACUUUCAUCGUCACCACCAAGCUGUUGCGCAUCAUUCGCUUCAACAACUAUGUUGCUCUAUUCUCCACAACGUUGAAGAUAUCCGCGCGAUCUUUGUCAUCGUUUAUCAUUGUUUUAUCCAUUUUCUUUGUAGCAUUUUUGCACUUCGGUGUCUUGAUGUUUGGCUCUGUAUGUGAGCGCUACUCUUCGGUGCUGAAAGGAGCUUAUUUCCAGCUCGAGCUAACUCUUGGUCGAGUGAAAGCUAGACCAAUCAAUGAAUUAGCGGAGGCUAACACCAUAUACGCCAAAAUAUUCACCUUCUUAAUUCUCUUCACUCUUACUAUUCUGUGCAUGAACUUCUUUAUCGGCAUAAUCAACGACGCUCUUUUGUAUGCAAAGAACAACGUGAGCGAAAGUGAGCUGUAUGAACUUAUCAAUGAGAACCGUCGCUCGAGCCCAAAAGAAAGAAAAGAAUUUUAUGAUGCAAUCAGUAAUAUAUUGAAACAGUCGAGAACCUCCAAAACAUCAGCAGAAUUGAAGGACAAAGAAUCAGGAAACGUUGGCCUUGACCCCAAGAACAGUUCCAAUCUCAACUUUGAUUUAAUAAGUCAACCUAUCAUAGCUUGGAGGAAGAAAAGAUCAAGAGAAACAAUAGAUAAACAGCAAUGUAGCACAAGAAGACAAGCAUUGUUCGACAGGAUAAGCAACACGUUAAAAUCUCUGAAAGGUGAAAGCAAUGACGACUGCAGCAAACGUAGAGAAAAAAAGAAAGUAAGAUUUCAAGAGGAUGUCGUCGAGUCUUCCCUCUUUAAAUUACGUAAGAGAGAACAUGACCUGUUACAGCGGCUGGAGAGUAUUGUUUCAGGGUUCACAACAGAAGACGAAGAAUUUGAUUAUUUAAAAAAAAAAGCAGAGGCGCAUAACUACUAA
This is a messenger RNA of Pocillopora damicornis (cauliflower coral), 3766 nucleotides long. Its product is annotated as polycystin-1-like protein 2. The record is from RefSeq and is a predicted model, not a curated record. Gene Ontology annotation, molecular function: protein binding; calcium ion binding; calcium channel activity. Gene Ontology annotation, cellular component: membrane. Gene Ontology annotation, biological process: detection of mechanical stimulus. Lineage: Eukaryota; Metazoa; Cnidaria; Anthozoa; Scleractinia; Pocilloporidae.